Messenger RNA from Anopheles nili, 714 nucleotides. RefSeq lists its product as uncharacterized. The transcript has 2 exons. The record is from RefSeq and is a predicted model, not a curated record. The coding region runs from base 1 to 585 and encodes 194 amino acids. NCBI's taxonomy places the organism in Eukaryota, Metazoa, Arthropoda, Insecta, Diptera, Culicidae. Gene Ontology annotation, molecular function: metal ion binding.
AUGUUUUCGCUGGUAGCAGACUAUGGAAAUAGUGAAGAAUCGGGCUGCUCCGAUUCGUCGUCGGAUGAGGGUGAUGCGAAGAAAGAGGCUCUAAUCCACACCCGACAAACACCGCCGUCCAGUGCGUUGAACGAUGGGCAAAACGUGCCUCUGCCUAGCGCCAGCACGAUGCUGCAAUCCGGAUCGAAUCGCAUCAUUCCGGGAAGCGUUUUCAGCAAUCCAUUUCGUGAGGCGGAAGAAGCCAAACUCGCUAGCCUGGAGAAACACGUGAAGAUGGUCGAUCCAGAGGCGAAUGCAGCCGAGCAGAAGCGCAAAAUUUGCUGGAGCCACAAGAAGGGACGCUGUCGAUUCGGAAGCAAGUGCAAUUUUGCGCACGAUUCCGAUUUGAUACUGCGCAAGGAGCUGCCGGGGGCUGGCAGCAGCGAAAAUGAGCAGGAACCACCGGUUACCGAAGAAAUAGCUGUUUCGGUGAAGAAAGUGACUCCACCGAACAAGAAAAAACGGCCUGGUCUGAGCCGGGAGCUCGUCCCACCGAAAAAAGUACUGAAGAUGUACCACAAGGAGAAAUACGGGAUGCUUAAAUAGGCCCACCCCACGUGGUGGGGUUUGUUAGUGACACACGGAUGAAUAGCUACAUUUUACGUUUCGCCUUCUGUAAGAUAUGACCUAGUUAUUUCAUUUUUUUUUUAUUUACAAGCAAUCCACACUGCGUUC